GCCCGCAGUCAGAGUAAGUCCGUCUGCUGCCGUCUUCUCCCCGGACAACAACAGCUGGGAUGUGUGAGUAGAAAGCCCGCCAGGCUCACGCGCAGCACCCAGAGGUGUCUCCAAACAUGGACAGGAUAGGGGUGUCGUUCCUGGACCCUCUGGAUGAUUACGAGUUAAUCCACCGGAUUGGGUGCGGCACCUACGGAGAUGUGUUCAAGGCUCGUAACAUCAGGACAUCUGAACUGGCAGCUAUCAAGAUCGUCAAGCUGGACCCUGGUGAUGACAUCACAUCCAUCCAGCAGGAGAUCACCAUGAUGAAGGAGUGCAAGCACAAAAACAUCGUGGCCUACUUCGGCAGCUACCACAGGAACACCAAGCUGUGGAUCUGCAUGGAGUACUGCGGUGGGGGGUCACUUCAGGAUAUGUACCACGUGACGGGCCCCUUAAAGGAGAAACAGAUCGCGUACGUGUGCAGAGAAACCCUCCAGGGCUUAUAUCACCUGCACGAAACUGGCAAAAUGCACAGAGACAUAAAGGGAGCCAACAUCCUUCUGACAGAGAGAGGAGAUGUGAAACUGGCUGACUUUGGAGUGGCAGCAGAGAUCAGCGCCUCCGUAGCUAAGAGGAAGUCCUUUAUAGGAACUCCGUACUGGAUGGCUCCAGAGGUGGCUGCAGUGGAGAAAAAGGGCGGCUACAACCACCUGUGUGACAUCUGGGCCGUCGGCAUCACUGCCAUCGAGCUGGCUGAGCUCCAGCCGCCCAUGUUUGACCUCCACCCAAUGAGAGCGCUGAUGCUGAUGUCCAAGAGCAGCUUCCAGCCUCCGAGACUAAAGGACAAAACCAAAUGGUCAGCAGGCUUCCAGAGCUUUGUGAAGAUGGCGCUCAUUAAAAACCCUCGUAAAAGGCCCUCAGCUGAGACACUGCUGCAGCAUCCGUUUGUGACCCAGCUCCUGACCCGUAACCUGGUCAUCGAGCUGCUGGACAUGGCCAACAACCCUGAGCUCCACACCGGCCACACACACAGCAUGGACGACAAUGACCUGGAGGUCGGGGAAAUGGCUCCUGACAAGAUCCAGUCAGCAGGGAAACACCUGCCUGUGGAGAGAACCCUGUCUGAAGAACAAUUUGACCAGGUGAAGUUUGGGCCUCCGCUGAGGAAAGUCACGGAGCCUUAUCCCGAUCUGCAGGGCUCAUAUGAUGACGACUGGAGUCUGUCUGGAGAUGAAGACAACUCACCGAGCCUGUUGGAAUGUGUGGAGCAAGCUCUGCAGCUGAGAAGUUUAACCAUUAGGAGGGCGCCAUCUACUGACGGAGGCAGGAAGAGUGGUUUGUUCAGUCCGUCCACAGCCUCCCUGCCAGCCUUUAGCUCUUUGACUCCCAACGCAGACGACAGUGACCUGACGCUGAGACCCAGCUGCACUCUGGGCCCCGACGCUGCCGUCACUGCUGACUCCACCUCCAGCACAGUGUUGUCCAGGUGUUCGGCCACGCAGGACAUCAGACAGCGCUGCAGUGAUCCAUGUCUGCCUGCGGGGGACGCCGUCACGGCAGAGAAGAGGAAGGCCGCCACCGUCACCUCUCCCAAAAGAGAGACGCCGCUGUCACCUGAAUGGAGCACGCUACGGAAAAAGACCGAGGACGCUAGGGCUGAUUGUCACGGACUCCCUCCUACCCCUCAAGUUCAUAUGGGAGCCUGCUUCUCCAAAGUCUUCAACGGUUGUCCUCUUAAGAUCCACUGUGCUGUCACAUGGGUUUUACCCAAGACAAGAGAUCAGCACCUUAUUCUUGGGGCAGAGGAGGGCAUUUAUACACUGAACCUUAAUGAACUGCAUGAGGAUACACUAGAGAAGCUGCUCCCUCAGAGAUGCACAUGGCUGUACGUUAUGAACAAUGUGCUGAUGUCUGUAUCAGGGAAGUCUUCCCAGCUGUACUCCCACAGUCUGACAGUUCUGUUUGAGCAGAGAGGACAUCUGCAGAAGAAACACAGCAGCCUGUCGCUCAGCACCAGCCGCUUCACUGAGAGGAUCAGCUCCAGCCACAGAAAGUUUGCCAUAUCUGUGAAGAUCCCCGACACUAAAGGCUGUAGGAGAUGUAGUGUAGCGAGGAACCCAUACACAGACAGCACCUUUCUGUGUGGGGCAGUUCCAUCCGGCCUGGUUCUUCUGUUGUGGUAUGAACCUCUGCAGAAGUUCAUGCAUCUAAAGCACAUAGCAAUGAGGCUCCCCGACUCUCUGCCGAUAUUUGAGCUGCUGGUGUUGGUGUCAGACGAGUUUCCCCAGCUUUGUGUUGGUGUGAGAGACUGCAGCAACGGCAAAUGCCCCGUCAACCAACAGCUCAAGUUUGAUAUCAUCGAGCUGAACAGCUCGCCUAUCUCAGCACCAGAUAGCGGAGCACUCAGGGCAGUGCAGGUAACUCAGCUGGACAGAGACACCGUCCUCAUCGCAUUAGAAAAAACUGUAAAGAUUGUGAACCUCCGAGGGCUUCCAUCCAAAGAGCUGGCUCCUGAAAUGGUCUUUGACUUCCCCAUUGAGACUCUAGUGUGCCUACAGGACAGUGUGUUGGCGUUCUGGAAGCACGGUCUCAAAGGGAGGAGUUUCCAUUCAAACGAGGUGACACAAGAAAUCACAGAUGAGAGUCGAGCAUUCAGAGUUUUGGGAACAAACAGGGACAUCAUCCUUCAGAGCACACCGACAGACGACCCCUCGGCACUGAGCAACCUGUACAUCCUGACUGGACACGAGAGCAGCUACUGAGAUAAAACAUGUCAGCGUCUUUACACACUGAAGAGAAAUGCAGAUGUGUUGUCCAGCCUUGGUUGUGUCCCUCUUCACUGGAGCUGCAGCAGACACCAGCACCAACCUUCUGCUCUGAGGGACACAUGUCAGUGUGGAAUUCAGUUAUCCGUCCAGACUCAGACUGUAAGUUGUUGGGCAACAUGUGUACAAGAGAGACUUGUCAACAUGCUAAGUGCAUUUCUAACUUUUCUUUGGCAAAAUAAAGCUGCCAAAAACCAAGAUUUUCUCAUAAAAACAGUUCAUUUUACCAGCUUAAAUCCCAGUGUGACUGCAGCAGGAAAUAGCUCCAUCCUGCUGACGGAGAUGAUUGACUGCUGUCAGUAUGGACCACAGACUGAGGAGCAGCGUGGACAGAACAGAUAUACUGUUCAUUUCUGAAUUGAUGUUUUGAAGCUUUUAUUUGGGCCUAUUGCUUCUUGUUGUCUUUGUCUCAGUUACUGGAACCAGAACAUUGGGUCAAGUGGGAGGAAUAGCAGGGAGGAGCGAGCGAGCCGCAAACACCAAAGCUGAGUGUGAUAGGCUGAGACACCUGUCAGUCAACACAAAAGAAAUAAUGAUAGCAACAAAGAGCCUGUUUACACCCGCUAUUAAGAUGCUUCUUGGGUUGGUCUGAUCACAAGUGGACAGUCACUACGUUUACAUGAUGUUAGGAAAUGUCAAAUUAUUGUGUCAGUCUGACUAAACAUGUUAGUCCAACUGAAAUCGGACUAAAUCGGUUUUCUCGAAAUCAGACUAACAAAAAAUCAGUUUAAGUGUGCACUAUAUUUGAAUACUGUCUCCUCUUAACCUUCCACAACAACAGAGCAGCAGCUUUGCCGUUCAGUGACGUAAAAUGACUGUUUUUCUCAGUGAAGUCUGGUGGUUUUGAUAUAAUGUCUUUAAACCUCCAUCGGUAAGGGCUGUCUUACGGCAAGAUAGUGGUGAAAAUAUUCCAAAUAUCACAUACACUUAAACUGAUACUGAUUUUCUUUUAGUUGGCCUAAAAAUAAUCAAUUACAGCAGAGUUUGAUUAUUUGUGCGUGACAUUGUGGUUUUCUACCAUGAAGUUAUUGUAAAUAAUCAGUUAUAAUAAUCUGUGCAUGUAAACAUACUGAAUAUAAAUGACCACCAAGAUGAUUGUGAUCAUAUCAUUCAUACAACGUGGGAUGCAUUUCACCACACAUCUUUUGUACUGUAAACACUAAUGCAUCCUGGACAAGGAUCGUGUCAUCGAUGCAGAAUGUGGUUCUUGUUUUAGUGACAGCGUGCUAACUCUCUAAAACUUGGCCAUCUUCCAUAAGUUGGUUGGAUCGUUUAUCAUUUUGCACUAUGGAUAGAGAUGUGUUGAAUUCUGCUGACAGCAAUAUCUCCAGCUGUACUGACACAACCACUAACGUGACAAGCAUGCUAGUGAACAGCAAUAGUAUGAAUGUGAACUCAGUAACUGUGCAUGGGGUCCUUUGACUGCAUGGUAGACUCAUGUGUGAGUGGCGAUGUGUCUUAGCUGUUCACUUGUGUUAAAAUCACUGAAAAGGAAUCUAAUACCAGGUGUAAACGGGCUCAGAGAUGUUCUGUAAAGGAAAUGAUCAAAUUUAGGAUAUUUUCAAUGGAUUUCUGUGGAGUCUGACAUUUUUGGAACCUAGUGACCAUUGGUGGAAGUGUAGCUAAAGACAGUUGCUUCACCAAUUAGCCAUUGGGGUCACCUUUUGGGGUCAAAUUUAGCACAAACGUCCACUUGGCCUCAAGGAUGCACUAAUUAGAUUUUGGUGGUUCUAAGUCAAAGGUUAAGGUCACUGUGCUUUUGUCUGUCUUAUUCUUUGAACACAAUUUGUCAAGAACAGGGAAUAUUUUAUAUUUUGGCACAAACACUCACUUGGACUCAAGGAUGAACUGGUAAAUUUUUGGUGAUGAAAAGGUCAAGGUCACUGUGGCCUUGCAUCUCAGUCAUUUUCGUGAAUUCAGUAUCUCAAGAAUGCCUUGAGGGAAUUUCUUCAAGUUUAGCACAAAUAUCCCCUUGAACUUAACGAUGAGCUGGUUAGAUGAAUAUUAGUGAGUAUUACAGUGUGUUUAAUCAAGUUAACUUCUCAAAUGUAUACUAACUUGUGAUUAUGUCGUUCGACAUUUGAUGUAUUUUGAAGUUUAUGAAUGUGCUAGCAUAGCAGCAUUUACAUUGCAAUUUUGAUGAAUUCUUUUCAACUCUUUGGUUAUGAAGGGUCCUUUCAUUGCAGUCAGUUACCCAUCCCAACUAUUUCUUUCAGUGUGCUGAGUUUGGGCUGAUGCAGAGCCAGGUCAUAAUUUAAUUAGGAACUUGUGACAGCAGUGUCAGCAGCUGGAAUCGGGCCACCUUAUUUGGCCUAAUUCUUGGGUUUAUUCAUCCCAUCUGUCAACGGCGUAGUGCAGUGUGAAGUGACUUAUUUCUUCUGGUGUGCCGAGUUUGGGCCGAUGCUGGGCCAGGUCAUUAUUGAUAACAGCCCAGUGAUGGCAGUGUUGGCAGCUGGAAUCGAGGCAGCUUAUUUGGCCCGACUCUGGGAUGUCAUUCAUAACGUGUCUCAGCUGAGUCAUGAAAUGGGAUGCAGCGUGACUUAUUUCCUCCAGCUUGCCGAGUUUGGACCAAUACUGGGCCAGGUCAUUUUUUGAUUAUGGCCCAGUGUUGGUAGUGUUGGCAGCCAGAAUCAGGCCACUUUAUUUGCCCAGAUUCUUGUGCAUUGCUAAUUACGUGUCACAGCGGAUUUGGACAACCGAAAGUGACCUGACUUCUGGUGUGUUAUGUAUGGGCCAAUGCUGGGCCAGGUCAUUUUUUGAUUACGACCCAGUGAUGGCAGUGUCAGCGGCUGGAAUCAGGCCAGCUUAUUUGGCCCAAUUCUUGGGCUUAUCCAUCCCGUGUCUUAGCGGAGUGGUUCAACUGGAUGUGGCCAAACUUAUUUCAUCCAGCGUGCCAAGUUUGGGCCGAUGCUGGGCCAGGACAUUUUUUGAUAACAUCCCAGUGAUGGCAGUGUUGGCAGCUGGAUUUGGGUUGGCUUAUUUGGCCCAACUGUGGGGUGUCAUUCAUCCGUGUCUCUGCAGAGUCGGGCAACUGGACACAGCGUGACAUUUCCUCUCCAACUUGCCACUUUUGGGCUGAUGCUGGGCCAGGUCCUUUUGGCUACAUAUGAUUGGUGCCAAACACUGCUUUGAUAUGUGUCUCUAUGUCCCUAGUCUGUCAGCAGUAUUAUUACUUUAGCUUACAUAUAGGCUUAAUGAACAUUGUAUUCCAUGAAGUGCCAUAGAAACUGAAUGCAAUUAAAUUGUAUUUUUGCUUGUUUGACUAAAAUGUAAAAAGCCACUACAUUAGAGUGUUGUGUGUAAUGAUAUUUGUUAUUUAUGGAAAGGGAACUGUUAGAGUAACACUCAUCCAUCCCUGAGAGAUACUUGAAAGACGUAAUAUGCAAAUGGAUUUUUGUUUUUUAAGAUGAUUUUAUUGUUACUGUGUAUACAUUUUAAGUACAUAACAAUGCUCUUAUGGUAUUGAGGGGUUGUAAAAUGGGCAAUAAAGAUUUUAAUAUCCUUUGAA
This is a messenger RNA of Plectropomus leopardus (leopard coralgrouper), 6315 nucleotides long. RefSeq names its product mitogen-activated protein kinase kinase kinase kinase 2 (gene map4k2). Gene Ontology annotation, molecular function: ATP binding; MAP kinase kinase kinase kinase activity. The record is from RefSeq and is a predicted model, not a curated record. NCBI's taxonomy places the organism in Eukaryota, Metazoa, Chordata, Actinopteri, Perciformes, Serranidae. Gene Ontology annotation, cellular component: cytoplasm. Gene Ontology annotation, biological process: intracellular signal transduction; protein phosphorylation.